UUGAAAUGAAUGGAAGAGAAAUUGAUGUACACAACGUGAGGCGUCUACCGGUUGAGAAAAGCCCAUGGCGGGUUCCGACUGGGCAGACGAAUGGCAGCUCGUCAACGACGAUGGCUUCAUCUACAAACGCCCGAAGAAGCGCUCCCGCCUCGAUCCCCAAACUCCAUCCUCCUCCUCCUCCCAUCCACUGCGUCAUGACUACGCGGCGGAGGAGAAGAAGAUUCUCCGGGAACGGAAGAGGGCCGCACUCCUCAAUCUCAAAAACAAGUAUCAAAGGGAGAUUCGCAUGUGGGAACAAUUAUCGAACACCUUGAAUGCGACGUGCGAGAAAGCCUCCGCCCAUCAACAGAUUCAACAAGGGGAUCCGGUAUCAUCAUCUGACCUAGUCUCCGGAACCUCCGAACCGCCGGCGGAUAACUCCUCCCGGAGAAUCAUUGACGACCUCCUUUCUCAGGCGGAAAUUCAAGGAGCCGUGAUUGCCGACAUCUCUAAAUUAUGCGAUGAUGCUGAAGUCUUGUGCAGGUUUCAAGAAGAAAGGCUUAAGAAACGGUUUCUGGACCUUCCAAUUUGGGAAAAAUCUCCACACAGACUCAUUUCUUCACUGUCCCAAGAUUGAGCCCAUUUUCUAGGGUUUUGUCAGAUGAAUGUUAAAAAUCAUUUGACCCCAUUUCAAUCUGUGUCGAUAUUUCUCCAACUGCUGCUAGAAUUUAGCUUGUUCCCUUCGUGUUUCUGGUUUGAACAUUUGUUCUUAGCUGUAUUGAUUGCAGAACUAGCACAAAGGGGAGUCUUGAAAGUGAGCUCUUACAACCAUUAAUGGUGGGACUCUACUCUGGACACUCUUCUCAAUGGUGAUGUUUUGUGUGCCGGGUUUUCCUUUUGUCUGACUAGGAUCAGCUUAAAUGUAUGCUUUUUUCAAGGCCAAUGAGUCCGAACGGUUCAUUUUACUAACAAGUGUGUGUUUCUUUGGUUGAUUCAUUGCUUGUAUUUGGAUUAUUUCGACUCAAGUAUGCAUUUGAGUGUAUUGAGUAAUUGGACAGACAGCUUUGAAUAUUGUGGUAAUGACAUGAGCUGAUUGAAGCAGGGCUUGCUUUGCCAGUCAAUAUGUAUGUUUUGGCCUGUAAGUUUCUCUUUGCUUGUUUAAUGAUGACAAUCUCACCAGGUCUUAAACUGCUGUC
Molecule: messenger RNA, 1175 nt
Organism: Cuscuta campestris
Lineage: Eukaryota; Viridiplantae; Streptophyta; Magnoliopsida; Solanales; Convolvulaceae
Source: the annotation of a GenBank genome assembly